Messenger RNA from Punica granatum (pomegranate), 2570 nucleotides. Lineage: Eukaryota; Viridiplantae; Streptophyta; Magnoliopsida; Myrtales; Lythraceae. The record is from RefSeq and is a predicted model, not a curated record.
GCUUAAGCUCGGCCGUGGAUAUCUAUGGUGGAAAACGCGAAUCGAAGCUCCAACUAACGAAAAAAGUAAAGCCUCUCUCUCUCUCUCUCUCUCUCUAGUCUCUGGUGCUGCACUUCUCUCACUGUGAUUGCUUCUCUCUCACCUCACUGCCGGCGACUUCGUGAGCGAAUGUGGUGAGAGAGAGAGAGAGAGACGGCGGAGGGAGGGGGGAGAGAGAGAGAGAAGAGAGAGCGGAGAACGGCGAGCGGCGAGCGGAGCUUUGGUUCGGUGUGUCCGGUGACCACUGAAUUGAAUUGAGCUCUCUGCUGCAUUGCUCGGUUGGCUCGGCAGUCGGCGACAGGGCGGCGGAAUCUAGAGGAAGGAUUGGUUAUCGGUGGCCAUGGCGGACCUGAAGGCCACGCUGGCGUACACGCGAUCGGCGGUCAUGUGGAUCGCGGCCGACCGGCUCGACUUCAAGUCGAAGAAUAGGAAGCGGAGGAGGCUGUACGGCGUGAGAAUGCUGUGGAUUUGGCGGCUCUCCGGCUUCUUCUCCGCCGCGCUGCUGCUGAUCGCCCUAUCCCCUUCCCCGCAGUCGCUGCCCCCAGCGGAGGCGAUCCGCUCCUCCAGUCUUGAUCGGACGUACCACCUCCGGUCGCCGCUCCUCGAGUACCCUUACCAUCCCGUAGACCGGUUUUCCUUCCGGAGGGCGGCUCCAUUCCGCAAUGCCGCCGGGUGUGUGGGCUCCGACUCGGACGCCGCCGGCGUCUGCGAUCCGAAUCUCGUCCACGUAGCGAUCACUCUCGACGUAGAGUACCUCCGCGGCUCGAUCGCCGCCGUGCACUCGAUCCUGCUGAACUCACUGUGCCCGGAGAGUGUCUUCUUCCACUUCAUAGUCUCGGAGGUCAGUCUUGAAAACCUGGUGCGGUCCACCUUCCCGCAGCUGAAUUUCAAGGUCUACUACUUCGACCCCGAGAUUGUCCGGAACCUGAUCUCGACCUCCGUGAGGCAAGCCCUGGAGCAGCCGCUGAACUACGCGAGGAACUACUUGGCGGAUCUGCUCGAGCCCUGCGUGACCAGAGUCAUUUACCUCGACUCCGACUUAGUCGUCGUCGAUGACAUCUCGGAGCUCUGGCGCACUAGCCUGAGGUCUAAAACGAUCGGAGCUCCAGAGUACUGCCACGCCAACUUCACCAAAUACUUCACCGCCGGUUUCUGGUCGAGCAAGCGGUUCUCCAGCACGUUCGCCGGGCGGCGGCCGUGCUACUUCAACACGGGGGUGAUGGUGAUAGAUCUGGCGCGGUGGAGGCGCGUGGGGUACACGAGGAUAAUAGAGCAGUGGAUGGAGAUCCAGAAGAGGGAUCGGAUCUACGAGCUUGGGUCGUUGCCGCCGUUCUUGCUGGUCUUUGCUGGACACGUGGCGCCCAUCGAGCACCGGUGGAACCAGCACGGCCUAGGCGGUGAUAAUGUGAGGGGCAGCUGUCGGGACCUCCACCCGGGUCGGGUCAGCCUGCUCCACUGGUCCGGCAGCGGCAAGCCCUGGCUCCGCCUCGACUCCAAGAAGCCCUGCCCGCUGGAUAUGCUAUGGGCACCCUACGACUUGUACGGGCACUCCCACUGAAACCCCAUUCACACUUUUUGUUGGAGCAGGCACCACAGUGGUUAGAUUGGACUAUUCGGGAAGAAACUGCGAGAUCUCAUAAGCGCCGACCCACCGACACCCGGCUUCGUCAUUGUAUUGGUCCCCCCAAGGUGAUUGUUCUAUACAUGUUAGUCAUUGGAGCAAGGAUCGGGAUUGUUCUGGUUGGAGCUUGGAGGUUCAUGGGUAUAUAUGCUGGAGGAGUCAUCAAUUGGUUUUUGUAUGUAAUCUGCCCAUUCGUUGGUAUAGCGUAGUCGAUCGAUCCUUUCUUUUUGGUUCUUCAGGCGGGCUUUUUUUGGUGGUUCCACAUUGGUUCUUGGUGUUAGGUUGUAUGUGUAAAUUUCAUUGCGGAAGGUGCUAAUUGAUACGGUGGACAGGGUCAGUUCAUUCUAUAUUCGGUCAUCAACUUGGAGCAGCCCUUGUGUAUUAUCGUUAUCACGAUUGUUGUCAUUGAUGGUUUUUGUUCGGCGGGACAGUGGAUGUAGCAGAAGAUUCAGAAGUUUUGGUGAAUUUGAGGUUUAGGAUCUUUGGAAGUCUUCUAUUUGGAGCAAUCACCUGUCAAUUUUGCAUGUGAUGGAAGGCAUCAUCAAGGAAUAAAGGGCAAGCAACAACUUGCUGCAGAAGAAACAUGGGUCCGAUGAAGAAUUGGAGCUCUCUCCAAGCUGUAAAGAAAUGUUGGCUGCCCGUCUUAUUCCAAAAUAUUUGGAAUAUCGUACGAUUCUUUACGGCAAAAUGCAAAAUGAACUUGUCUGAGAAUUAUUCUCUGCACGCCGACAAUGUAUUUCUCCAUUUUCUACUCGGGGGACCAUGUUGUAUCGGGGUAUAGGACAAUCUCCUUUAGAUAUCGGUCUUGACUGUAGCUCGCUCGAUAUCUCGAUCCUCAAGCAAGGUGUAUUGGCAUACUAGGCUUGGUCCAAUUUCAUCGAAAUAUACGCAGGCUUGAAGAUUGAUUUUA